AUGGCCUUCGAUUCUCUCCGUUGUGCUCGAUGCGGGACUCAUCAUGAUCCCGUACGGUUCCCAGAAGCUCACUGCCGAGACAGCAAUUGCUACCGCUGUGGGAAGCGAGGUCAUAUGAGUCGUGCUUGUCCCGAACCACUACCUCAGAAACCCGAUACCACCCCUUCAAGUUCUACUGGUACCGAAGGGGCCAAGAUUCAGGCUAAUGUAGUCCAGAUCACUGACUCCGAUGGGUCUGGAUUACCCAUGAUAAAAUUAGCCAUCUCAUCACCUGACUACGACUCGCCCAAGCCCGAAGGUCGUGUAGCUACUAACGCUCUACUGGAUUCUGGUGCUGAACAACCGCUAUGUGCCGAAGAUGAGUAUAAUCGAUGGUGUGAUGCUGGUCUCGUCCUCCCACUAGUCCCUGAUCCACGGACCAUCAUCUUCG
Molecule: messenger RNA, 430 nt
Organism: Perkinsus marinus ATCC 50983
Lineage: Eukaryota; Perkinsozoa; Perkinsida; Perkinsidae
Exons: 1
Molecular function (GO): zinc ion binding; nucleic acid binding
Source: RefSeq, a predicted model, not a curated record